CAAAAGAAAAUGGAAAAAGAUGGACAGAUUCACGAUUCUGUUCUCCAUCGGACCCGCGAUGCAUGAAGAUCGCAGAGAAAGAAAUGAUCUUUCUUGAACCUCUCCGGCGAAGCUUUUCUCAUCAUCGUCCUCCUCUUCUUCUAUUGAAUUUCUAUUUUUUGUUAAACAAGUUUUGGUUUACUCUCUGGGCUUAACCCUCCGGGCAAUAAUUUCAAGGGAAUUCACCUGAAAACGGGCUAAAAUUGCAGAUUGUCUUUGAACUGUGGUGUUAAUUUGGAGUCCAGGUGAAUGACAAAGGUUGCUGAUGGAUAUGGAUUUGGAGAGGGAUUUGAUAAGUGAUUUGCCUCAAAGCAUCAUAGAAACCAUCCUAGUUAAGCUUCCUAUAAGGGAUGCUGUGAUGACAAGCGCCUUGUCGAGCAAAUGGAGGUAUAAGUGGUCUAGCAUUACCCAGCUGGUUUUCGAUGACAAUUGUGUUCCUAACACUUGCUGCGACAAAUCGAUUGUCGAGAGCAAUCUCAUACAUUUCAUCACGGGAUUUUUGUUUCUUCACGAUGGGCCUAUUCAUAAAUUUGCAUUAUCUAGUUUGUGUCUGUCGAGCACGCCCGAUAUAGAUCAAUGGCUUCUUUUCCUUUCUAGGAAAGAUAUAAAGGAAUUGAGCAUUGAGUUAGGGGAGGGUGAAUGGUUUAGAGCUCCUUCUUAUCUCUUCUCUUGUCAGAAGUUGACUCGCUUGGAGCUGCUUCGGUGUGAAUUGGAACCUCCUCUGAAUUUUAAAGGGUUUUCGUGCUUGAAGCAUCUCAAUCUUCAACAAGUUAUUAUACCACCGCAUGCCAUUGAAAAUCUCAUCUCAAGUUGCUCUCUUUUGGAGGAUUUGAUGUUAUCAUACUUUGAUAGUUUUGAGCUCACUAUUCGAGCCCCAAAGCUCAAGUAUUUAAAUUUGGAAGGAGAGUUUAAGGAGAUAUUCCUUGAAAAUACCCUGAAUUUGGUUACUAUAUCUGUUUCCAUGUAUAUGACUGACGAUAUAACAGAGCACUUUGUACAAAGCUCGGGUUGCAAUUUUGAAAAGUUUCUUGGUAAUGUCCCUCAUAUCGAGCAGCUUGCUGGGCAUAUUUACUUCACUAAGUAUCUCAGUAUAGGGAAUGACAAAGAAAGCAAUCCUAUGGUUUACCUCCAUCUCAAGGUUCUUGAACUAUAUCAAGUGAGUUUUGAAGACAUAAAUGAGAUACUUGUCGUUCUUCGCCUGAUUAUAAGCUCCCCCAAUCUAGAGGAGCUACAUAUUUCGGGGUCCGCAUACACACCAAGUGACUGUGAGGAUGAUGAUGUUUGGGAGAACGGGUUGCCCGUUGGUUGUACUUUCAACAAGCUCAAACUUGUAAAGAUAACUGAUUUCUCCGCCGUAUUGCACGAAAUGGCUUUUAUCAAAUUCUUGCUUGCUCAUUCCACAGUUCUUGAAAAAAUGACGGUCUCGCCAAGUUACUGCACUGUGGAUAAAAAAUUGAAGGCACUGAUUGAGUUGGUUAGUUAUCGCCGUGCUUCUCCUGUAGCGACGAUCCAGUUUACUUAAAUGCAGUCCUAGAUGAGGCCACAACUAACAAUCCUUUACUGUUGGCAGCAUAUAUGUUGAUCAAGUGGAAUUGUCAGAGCACUAUAAUAAGAUGUUGAUCAAGUGAUUUACCAAUAGCCUUGGAUUCUGUUCUCAAAGACUAAUACUAUUUGAAGUUCAAUUCUUUUAGUGAUAAUUUAUUCUCUUUACAAUGUAAUUUGUGUCAUGUAAAAUACAGCUCACAACAAUAA
Molecule: messenger RNA, 1791 nt
Organism: Cuscuta campestris
Lineage: Eukaryota; Viridiplantae; Streptophyta; Magnoliopsida; Solanales; Convolvulaceae
Source: the annotation of a GenBank genome assembly